Vigna angularis (adzuki bean) is the source of this 1289-nucleotide messenger RNA. RefSeq lists its product as uncharacterized. The transcript is spliced from 5 exons. NCBI's taxonomy places the organism in Eukaryota, Viridiplantae, Streptophyta, Magnoliopsida, Fabales, Fabaceae. The record is from RefSeq and is a predicted model, not a curated record. The coding region runs from base 107 to 1201 and encodes 364 amino acids.
CAACAUCUGAGCAGAGUUUGCUGCAAUCUGCUGUUCCACAGUUCAGAAGCAUUUGAGCAACGGAAUUGUACCUACUCCAAAGAAGCGAAAGGCAUUUGCACUGCAGAUGCUACCGAGAAACAGAACCUGGGACUGUGAAUAUGACAUAUAUAGCCACUUGCAAGAGAAGAAUAGGGUCCUUAAAUGUGGAACUAAAAAGUUCGACUAUUUCAAUACCCUUUUGGAGUGUUUCGUUGUGGAGGAUCAUAAGAAGGCUGACUUAGAAUUGGUACAGUUCAUGGAUGGUUUACACAGCAUUGCAAAGUCUCAGAUGCUUCAUCAUCUUGAGCACUCUAACAUAGAGAACACUGCUGAGGAAAAGGGCACAGAUAACGGUGUGAUAGUGGAUCCCCAGCAUAAGUAUUUCAUGGAUCAUGUGAGGCCUAAUGGAAAAUCUUAUGUACUAGAGAUCCCUGAGGAUGGUGUCUGUGUAAAGUAUGAGCCUAAAUCAUCAAGUCCUGAGAGUGCAGAUACCUACACAACAGAUUAUGAUAAGGUCAAUGUGUGCUUAGACAUAGUCAUGCAUGGGAGUUCUCUUGCAAACUCUAAGAGUCCUAAUGUUAUUAGCAAUCUUGUGAAGCAUAGGGGUAGGAAGCCAAAAGGUGCAAAACUCAGUGCUGCUAUGGAUGGCAAUGUUAAGAGAAGUGAUGUGACUUCUGAGACAGAGAAGCAUGUAAGUAAGAUGAAGGAUAAACACAGGACUGAGAUGAUGAAAAAACAAUAUAUAUCAAAAGUAUUGGUAAUUAAAGAUAGUGAUGAUGCAGCAGGUCAGAUUGUGGAACAUUGUUGGCAAGAGUAUCAUAAAGGCAAGGCAACUACAUUUUUCGAAGAAAAACUCAUGGCAGAACUUAAGGCUCCUUUCUGUGAGGAAGAGUACAAGAGGCUUUUACACAUCAUUACUGUUCGAAAGCCAGUCCAACGCCACAGAGACCUGCGUGGAGGUAUCAUAAUCUAUGAUGAACCUCGCCUUGGAAAGUCUUAUCUUGAUUGUAAUGUUGAUCUUGCUAAGAGAAUAAAAGCAGCUCAUGGUGACCAUCCCAGAAUUCUGAAUCUCAUGCGUGGAUUUUUCUAUUGGUUGAAAAAUUUGUCACAUGAUGGAGCAUUCAUGCCAUGGAAAUAUUCAUCGUGGUUGGAUGUACUGCCACAACAGUUGGAAGGAUAAUUUACUUUUUCAUUUAUUUGUUUAACUAUUUUUUGGUUUGAGUGAUGCAAUUAAUUCAAACUUCACAGAACAGAGAGGCCAAGAAGGA